Messenger RNA from Cucumis melo (muskmelon), 552 nucleotides. Its product is annotated as putative disease resistance protein RGA3. The transcript has a single exon. The record is from RefSeq and is a predicted model, not a curated record. Gene Ontology annotation, molecular function: ADP binding. NCBI's taxonomy places the organism in Eukaryota, Viridiplantae, Streptophyta, Magnoliopsida, Cucurbitales, Cucurbitaceae. Gene Ontology annotation, biological process: defense response to fungus. Bases 1 to 552 code for a protein of 183 amino acids.
AUGACUAGUAGUGAGUUUGAAAUGAAGUUAUGGGUGUGUGUUUCUGAAGAAUUUGAUCUGAAAGUUAUCAUCCAAAAGAUGAUAGAGUCUAUAACUGGGAUGAAGCCUAAGUCGUUCCUUCAAAUAGAUUCAUUACAAAAUAAGCUUAGAAAGAAAAUCGAGGGAAAGAAAUACUUACUCGUAAUGGAUGAUGUGUGGAAUGAGAAAAAAGAGGAAUGGUUACGUCUUAAAAGAUUAUUGAUGGGUGGUGCAAAGGGUAGUAGGAUUUUGAUCACAACCCGGAGUGAACAAGUUGCUAAAACUUUUGACUCUACUUUCAUCCAUUCUUUACAAAUUUUGGAUGAGUACAAUUCCUGGUUAUUGUUUCAAAAAAUUACUUGUUUGGAAGGACAUCCAAGUAAUUCAGAGAAUCUUGAUCAAAGUUCAAGUUUGAUCCAAAUUGGCAAGGAGAUCGUUUCAAAGCUAAAAGGUGUUCCUCUCACGAUGAGAACCAUCGGAGGACUUCUGAAAGACAAUAAAUCAAAAAGAGUUUUGGUUGUCUUUCAAGGAUAA